CGGUAGCCGGCAUGCUAGUGGUAGCCGGGAUGCUAACGGUAGCUGAGCUCUCUGCUGUCCGGAAGAGGCGGGCGGUCAGAGGUGACGCACUGCAGCCCCAACAACAACAACCCGGUGGAGACUGCGUGCUGUUCGGGGAAGGCAGGCUGCAGACAACCGGCAAACAGUAGCUGUUCCGUUCUGUCUGAUGGCCGAGCUUUAAAUUAUCCCGCCCCGGUCUGUCAGCAUGGAGGACAUCGUGGGAACCGGGGACCUAAACGCAAACCUGCGGUGGCAGCUUACCGGGGACCCCCAGCUGGACACGGCGGUGCAGCAGUGGUUAGACUGGGACAGGAACCCCUGGACCCGGGCUCAGGUGGACUCUCUGGUGGCAGGGGGUUGUCUGGAUGAGCUGAGGUCCAGACUAUGUGGCCGGAUGAGCUUCGGUACAGCCGGACUCCGAGCACCGAUGGGAGCAGGAUUUAACCGGAUCAACGACCUUACCAUCAUCCAGUCCACACAGGGUUUAUAUGCGUACCUGUGCAGGUGCUUUGCUGACCUCAGCAGCAGGGGAGUGGUUGUUGGAUUCGACACCAGAGGUCAGGAGGAGAGCGGCUGCAGCAGUCUGAGGCUGGCGAAGCUGACGGCUGCUGUGAUGCUCAGCAGAGGCGUUCCUGUUCAUCUUUUCUCCACGUUCGUCCCGACUCCUUAUGUGCCUUACGCCGUGAAGAAGCUUGGAGCAGCAUCUGGGGUGAUGAUCACUGCGUCACACAAUCCAAAAGAGGACAAUGGUUACAAGGUGUACUGGUGUAACGGUGCUCAGAUCGCCUCUCCUCAUGAUAAGGAGGUGUUGCGCUGUAUAGAAGAACAGCUUGAGCCCUGGAACGCCUCCUGCUGGGACGAGAAGCUGGUGGAUAACAGUUCUCUCAGGACCGACCCUCUGACCCAGAUCAACAGCCGCUACAUGGAAGACCUCACUUCCCUCUGCUUCCACAGGGAUCUCAACAGCAGCUGCACGCUAAAGUUCGUCCACUCGUCUUUCCACGGAGUCGGACACGACUUUGUCCAGCGGGCCUUCCGGGUGUUUGGCUUUGCACCCCCCAUUCCCGUCCCUGAGCAGAGAGACCCCGACCCGAACUUCUCAUCAGUUCGCUGUCCAAACCCUGAAGAGGGAGAGUCUGUCCUGGAGCUGUCUCUCGUCUUGGCUGAUCGGGAAAACGCUCGGAUCGUUCUAGCCACAGAUCCUGAUGCGGACCGCCUGGCCGUGGCCGAGCGGUCUGACGGGCGUGGGUGGAAGGUGUUCUCUGGAAACGACCUAGCGGCCCUGUUGGGAUGGUGGAUGUUCUUCAACUGGAAGGAGAACCACCCGGACCCAGCGGACACGGAGAGCGUCUACAUGCUGGCCACCACCGUGUCGUCAAAGAUCCUGCAGGCGUUCGCUCGCAUCGAGGGCUUCCACUUCGAGGAAACACUUCCUGGCUUCAAAUGGAUCGGGAACAGAAUCCACGAGCUCUCCAAAACUGGAAACAGGGUCAUAUUUGCCUUCGAAGAGUCUAUAGGUUUCCUGUGUGGCAGCAUGGUCCCUGAGAAAGAUGGCGUGAGUGCGGCCGUGGUCGUGGCAGAAAUGGCGGCAUACCUGCAGACAAAGAGGUUGAGUCUGAACCAGCAGCUGCACAACAUCUACAGGACGUACGGUUACCAUGUGUCCAAGACCUCCUACGUCACCUGUAACGACCCCCCCACCAUCCAGAGGAUCUUCAGCCGGAUCAGGAACUUCGACGGAGACGACUCGUAUCCGAAGGCGUGCGGCGGCGUGCGGAUCGUCCACGUCAGGGACGUUACCACGGGAUACGACAGCAGCCGGCCCGACCUCAGAUCAACGCUUCCCGUGUCCAGGAGCAGCCAAAUGAUCACCUUCACUCUGCAGAACGGCGUGGUGGCCACGCUGCGCACCAGCGGUACCGAACCAAAGAUCAAGUAUUACACCGAGUUCUGCGCCGCACCGGGACAAAGUGACGUGUCCCAGCUGGAGGAGGAGCUCCGGAAGGUAACGGUCGCUUUGCUGGACGAGUUCCUGGAACCUGACAAGAACCACCUGAUCCGCCGCGUCGUCUAGCUCCGCCUCCUACUUCCUGUGAUGACAUCACUUCCUGUUUGAGUUGCAGCCGCUUUACUGAACUGAACUCCAUUUGACGAUGUUCACCUGAGGGUUUCCUGUCCUCUGAUUGGCCAACGGUCACCUGUCAGGGUGCAGGAACAGUCGGUUCAGAUAUGGAGGUUUAUUGAGGCAUAAAAAACUCAGAUGUUUCUUUAUGUAAAUUAUUAGUUUUUGUUUUAUUUAUUUUUUUAAGAAACGUAAAAACAAUCAGUUUCAGAGGAAAACUAAACCAAACAAUUAUCUGAGUUUAAUCGCAGUUCAUUUGAGAAAUGUGAUUUGGUUCAAAUGUUUUCUGUGAAUUUUCCUCGCUUGAAGACGUCGCCUCAGACUUCAGAUGCUUUAUGAGCUUCAGGCUGAUCUGCAAACCAAACACUGAGGGGAAAAAACCUUCACAGCUGCUGAAUGUUUAUGUGAGAAACUCAGUAACACUUGAUCUUAACCACAUAAAAAAGAUGAUUUAAUAUUAGAAAUUGACAAGUUUGUGCCUAAAAAAAUUAUUUCUGUUAAAAACUUUCUGCCAACUUGUCAGAAAUCAUUUCAGUUAAAAAAAAAAAAAAAAAUCUAGUAAAAUGUUUUCACUAGAUUUACUGUUUCUCAACAAUGCGUAGGAUCUCGUUGGUUGACUCUCACACCAGUGCAUUCUGGGACUCGUAGUGCACUCCUGACCACUUCAGAGCUUUAUAGAACCUGUGUUUCGCUGCUGAAAUAUUUAGUUUUUUUCUGAUAGUAAAAUGAAAACCUGAUUAUUUUCCACCAACUCUGGGCAUAUUUAAGUUUUCCCAGAUAAUAAAUUGUUGUGAAACCAUCUGAAUCUACAGGUUUAAACUGCUCUUGUUUGAAUUUAGAAGCUGAUCUUCCAGUAAAAACAGCAGAAUGCUCCUUUAUCACUGUUCUCGGCUUUAACUAGAUGUGGACAAGUUAUGUAUUUUUCUACUGGCAGAGAUGCAGAUAUAUUUAUGAGGAGCGGGGCUUCCUGCUGUCGAAGACUUUUAUUUUGGUAAAGACUGAGCUUCCUGUCGCAGCGUCACUCCUUUUGUUUCAAUGUAAGCUAAAGUUCUGAUGUUUCUCUGAGCUACAAUAAAAUAUAAAACUCCA
Fundulus heteroclitus (mummichog) is the source of this 3232-nucleotide messenger RNA. It is a transcript of the gene pgm2l1, whose product is annotated as phosphoglucomutase 2-like 1. Gene Ontology annotation, molecular function: magnesium ion binding; intramolecular phosphotransferase activity; glucose-1,6-bisphosphate synthase activity. Gene Ontology annotation, biological process: carbohydrate metabolic process. Bases 227 to 2095 code for a protein of 622 amino acids. The record is from RefSeq and is a predicted model, not a curated record. The transcript is spliced from 14 exons. Lineage: Eukaryota; Metazoa; Chordata; Actinopteri; Cyprinodontiformes; Fundulidae.